Molecule: messenger RNA, 2851 nt
Organism: Sycon ciliatum
Lineage: Eukaryota; Metazoa; Porifera; Calcarea; Leucosolenida; Sycettidae
Exons: 9
Coding region: 242-1483 (413 amino acids)
Molecular function (GO): methyltransferase activity
Source: RefSeq, a predicted model, not a curated record
UUCACUUUGCAGUUUGGGCUGCUGGCUGCUGACAACAAAAUAAUUGUUAGCUUACGAUCAGCGAGGUAAAGCCCGUGACGGGAGUGAUUGCGACGAUUUUCGUGCAUUUGUUGCCCCUCGGACAUCGUCUCUAUCUAGAUCUAGUCCGCGCUGCAACGCUGUUCAUUUGCUCUUUGAGGAGCCAGCGAAAAAAAUAAUGAGUAUACGUGUGUAAUUGAUUCUGAAACAGCAAAUUUGGACAAUGGACACUGUUGGCGAAGGGACCUCGGAGGUGGACGUGCGUGAAGAUUUAUCCUGCGGAACAGUAUCAAGCAGCAAUGGAACGGUCACGGAGCCAGAUCGAGAUGCGGCCGAGGUGAACCAAGGCAGCGCGACCGGAUUGUCGGCCAGAGAUUUGUCGGCGCUGGACAAAAGCGCACAGGCACGCCACAUCAGAGAAAUUGGCAUCUUUUCGGCUCAGCGUAACUUCCAGGAGCUGUUCAACUGCCUAGAUCAGAACUACCGUGGUGAGUUUCUACGCUGGAUAAGCGAGGAGUACGACGCAAGGCGACGGACUUCAUUUCUCUCCUACACCUUAGGUAUGGGCACGCCCGGGCAGAAAGUAUCGGUCGAGUCAAUAUCCGGUCUUGAAGGUUUGUCCGCCGAUCACAAGCUGCAGGCCAUAGCUGUGGAACUUCGAGAACAGCUACCUGCCGAGGCUAUGGCACCACAAGAGAGAGUCGUCUUUCCUACGCAUGGUGCUAAUGCCGACUGCGCGGUGGAGUCAACCAUGCAUGUCGACUCGUUCCUUUACACGGACGACGAGGUCGACUUUUUGACGGAAACGGGCAAGCUGCCUCGCCACUACUGCGCCGACUGUAAAUCUCGUAAUAUCAAAUCUCUCGUUUAUGUGUCACACUCUGCAUCAGUUUGUCAACUUCGGCAUGUGUACACAAGUCUUCUUCCGUCAUUAGAAGGCAAGAAAGUAGUGGACGUUGGCUCCCGGCUUGGCAACUGUCUAUAUGGGGGCUAUUUUUACUCAGAGGCUAGUCAACUAAUCGGUGUGGAGAUCGAUAAGUUCUUCUGCGACCUGAGCCAGUCCACCUUGGAGAAGCAUGGCAUGACAGAUCGUUGCCAGGUGAUCAAUUCGGACAUCCGACAACAGGCUGACCUGCUCAAAAGCGCUGACGUUGUCAUUCUCAACAACGUCUUUGAGUUCUUUCUCACGGACGAGGAGCAAAGAAGCAUUUGGCUCUUCCUGUACGAGUCUAUUCGUCGCAAUGGCUGCUACCUGGUCACCGUCCCUAGCCUGAGCAAGACAUUCUCUACACUUGGGAUCAGCGACAUAAACCUGUCCCAGUGGGUUAGCCAUGCCGAUCCUCUUGGCAUCGGUAGCAUUCGACCCGACCGGCCUCAAGACGUCAACGGCACUUUCAGCGAGGACGAGCAGGAUGACGAUGAAGACUCAGAACUGGCCGUCUUUCACGUCUACACAACGCUAUGAUGAAAGCUGUGAGCGGCAACUCUAGCUGUUUCUUCAACUGCUGCUGCUGCGGGAUGAUGCGUUGCUGGAAAUCUGUGGCGGCAGCAAUCCCGUACUGUUGCAGUCAAUACAGCCAGGCUGCCACACUGAUCUGCCGGGUUUCUUCUCCGUGAUUGGCAUUGAGGCGACGACGUUUUGCCUGGCGUUGUUAUGCUGCUCUCUCCUCACCGCAUGUACAUAGCUGCUGUGUCCCUGAUGCACACCGCGUGUACAUAGCUGCUGUGUUCCUGAUGCACACUGCAUGUACAUAGCUGUAUUGUUCCUGAAAACUUACACACUGACUGGCAACGCCAGGUGUUCUUGAUCUUUUCUCGUGUAUUUUCAGAGUUUCGCUUUCCUUUUUUCUUUCUUUUGCGAGUAGGGUGAUGGGCUUGAGUUAGUCCUGCGAUAUGCACACCAGCAGACAUGCAUGUACACCAAAGGACCCCCCCCCCCCUCUCUCUAUAUAUGCUACACUUGACAGCGCAGAGCGUGAGCUGCCUACCGCACGCCGCGUGGCUCUCGGUUUGGUCCGAUACGGAGUAUACAUGUAGCUGUACUACUCUGAUACAGAGUUUACAUAUAGCUGUACUGCUCCGAUGUGUUUCGUUUUGCGUGUCUGUUGUACUCUUCUUUUGGCCGUGGAUCUGCUGUUGGAUAUACUCUGCACAUACCCGGCUCUCUCUCUCUCUCUCUGUUCUCGUUUUGUUUUUUGGAUGUACGUUUGACAACAACAGCGUAAUUACACAUUCACUGCUGGCCAGUGCUUAAGCUGUGCUCAUUCAUGUCAUGUACUCGCCAUGUGCUUCUUUAUUUCUCUUCGACGUGGAGAUAAUAACCGUAAAUAGCUACGAACGAAAUUAUCUCUUUUCUGCCCGUCACGAGAUUCCAUUGAAAAAUUAAUGUGACAAGAAAACGUUCCGGAACUACUAAACCGUUGCUAUUGUUUGACAUGAGCGCCAGUUUAAGUUUGUUAAUAGCUAUUAUUUUUAUUUCUUUUCCUUUGUCAUAAUCCCCCGCUGCUUGGCGACUGCCUAUCCAGUCUGCCAUGCCAGCAUUAACAGCUGAGUAGUUUAACACCCUGUGCAUGACCAGCCAACCACUCGUGCACACCGUCGGCAUUCGUAUAUAGCCCCGUGCACCGUAGAUCUCGCGUCCGCACAUCCCCCGUUCACCAUAGAUCUCGCUGGUAUCUUCUGCGCGUCUUGUUUCUUUGCCUAUUGUCACUCAUCUAAAGCAACUGCACAUCCACCGCAUGCGCUCUAUAAGCUGCUGCUUACCUCUUUCAUCUGUUGUCAGUAUACUGACUAUAGAACCGUAAAUGAAGUUGAAGACACCACCGCAGCUGUA